This is a messenger RNA of Ictalurus punctatus (channel catfish), 10018 nucleotides long. RefSeq names its product protocadherin beta-16. Gene Ontology annotation, biological process: homophilic cell-cell adhesion. The transcript has 5 exons. Lineage: Eukaryota; Metazoa; Chordata; Actinopteri; Siluriformes; Ictaluridae. Gene Ontology annotation, cellular component: plasma membrane. The record is from RefSeq and is a predicted model, not a curated record. Gene Ontology annotation, molecular function: calcium ion binding. Bases 5284 to 8199 code for a protein of 971 amino acids.
CCGUGUCCUAAAAACAGAAUACAGUUUUUUCUGCAUUUUGUUACCCGUGAUAAGAAUAAUGAGUCUGUUUUGGGGUACAGUUGUAAUUUUUUAAAAAUGGUAAUUGAUCUACGUUUGGUAAGCAUCUACGUUUUGUAAAUAUGGGAUCAGGCAUGCUUGCAACAUUAUGCUGGUUACUGAAAAAAAUUAACAGGAGUGGGAAGAGUGUUAUAGAUGUAUAAAUGCCCUUGUAUUUAUGUCAUUGAUUGUUUUUGUUACUACAAACAUUUAUUCACUGUUUUCCUUGCUACUAAACCAAAGUCUGAUUGUUUUUGGUGGAGCUUAACAGUUUUGGGCUAUACACAGAUAUUCCCAUUUUGGUAUUGGCAUCAAGGCCAGUGGCUACACUGAAUACUUCAUAAUCAGAGCAUUUGAAGUAAUCUUUGAACUCCUCAAUGUCAUUCGUGGCUAAGGACAUAAUGGUAUUCAUUUGGCUUUGUUGAACUUCUGGAUAUAUUUUAGAAUACGGGGAAAUAUGUGCUUGGAUGACCCAAGCAGUACUCUCCUGAAUACACAAUACGCCCUUUUAAGUGAAAUAUAUGAGUGCAUUAGUGUAUUGUACUGUGUGCUGUGGAAGGUUACUUUUUUAUGUUUGCUGGAUAUUUCAGAUGUUACUUUCUGCCAUAUUUAUUUCUUUAGGGUUUUUUUUUUAAACUCAUUUUAAAGCUCAGAUAUGAAAGAGAAAAACAUAUGCUGUCACCACUGCUUUGUCAAAUGUGUUUUCUGUCUAAAACAUCUUCAUAUCUCUUACAAUGACAAUACUUUCACUUCUGGUGGUACUCUUCAAGGGUGUUACCUGGACUAUAAAUCAUAUGAGGCGGAGUCCAGAUUCUUCUCUAUAACUUUUAAAAACAUACUCCUAAAUGACUGUUUCCAUGCAUUUUUUUUCUUGCAUGUGAGGGAUAAAGCUUAGAAAAUAUCAUCACUGAAGAAGGAAGGAAGAUUAUAAGUUCAGUUCGGAUGUUCCCUGUUGCCUCGUGCAACAUUCGCUGUCCUCUGUUUAGGUCUCCCUCAUCUUUAAUGUCUAUGUUAUCUGCUUCUUCUGUCUCCUUUCCUUCUCUAUCUCCUGUUCUCUCUUCCUUCACUAUCCUCUCUGGCUUAUCUGUAAUUGUAUCAGUAAACACAUUCAAUUAUGGUCAAUUCUCAAUUUCAACAUUCUUAGCUAAUAGCCUAAAGUUUUGUUUUAUGUAAACUGUGGUAACUUUACCUUCAAUGUAUGACAUGAUCAGACAAAAAGUUGGAUUUAUCAUUUAAUUUGCCUCAGGUGUUAUCAAUGUUUUCAGGACUACCAGGCUGAUAAAAUAUAAAACGUUUUGACUGUCUACCAUGAGACUAGUCGAGUUUGGUGUCACUAGCCAAGGGGAGGCACAACUAAGCUCUCAUUGUAUUGGUUUGGCUGCUACAGCGCCAUGCAAAGUAUAUUAGCUGUCCUUAUGCUCUGCUCGUAUCAUGUUCACGUAACCUGGAACUCAUAUGGACAUUUACACAUCUUGUUUUCCUGCUCAGCAUGAGAGGAUGCUAGUGUUUCUGUUUCAGCCCAUUUAUUGCGAAAAAAAUCAUCGAAUGGCCAUUUUUCCCCUCACACUGACUGACAGACUGUGUGAGCUAGCAUUUGGCAGAAUGAUGUCCUGUCAGCCAAUAAGACAUGUGUAUUUCCAUGUAUUUUCCUGUAUUUGCUAUCUGAUUGGUCUUGCCUACAUUCGUCCAUCCAUCCAUUCUAUACCACUUAUCCUUUUCAGGGUCAUGGGGAACCUGGAGCCUACCCCAGGAAGUAUCGGGCACAAGGCGGGGUAUACCCUGGACAGGGUGCCAAUCCAUCGCAGGGCACAGUCACAUAUACAUUCACACACUCAUUCAUACACACCGGACACUUUAGACAUGCCAAUCAGCCUAUCAUGCAUGUCUUUGGACUGGGGGUGGAAACCAGAGUACCCGGAGAAAACCCCCGCAGCACGGGGAGAACAUGCAAACUCUGCACACACAGGGCAAUGGUGUUAAUCGAACACCCGACCCUGGUGGUGUGAGGCAAACAUGCUAACCACUAAGCCUGCCUCCAUUCACUGAAGAUAAAAUACAACACUCCGUUCACUGAAGAUUACAUACAAAUUACAACACUGCCGUCUUCUUUUACUGACAAUCAGUUACGUAGUGACAAACUGCUCCAAGUGGAGAAUUAUUCUUGGCUAAAGAAAAGAUUGUAGGUGCUAUAGCCCCAAAUGUCCAGGCCAGGUUAUAGCCCUGGUACACUUAAACUGGGCCAAAAUUACCUCUGUAGCUUAUAUACAAGUGAUAAAGAUACCAAUGAGCUGAAGCAUUAAAACAUUUGUCUGGUUUAUUGGCAGUUUGUAACAAAUUAUCAGUUGUCUACUUAGUGUUGCUCAUCACAGUCAUAGUAAUAUCUUGAUGAGAUGUUUAUCUAUCUAUCUAUCUAUCUAUCUAUCUAUCUAUCUAUCUAUCUAUCUAUCUAUCUAUCUAUCUGUUGUUGCAUCAUUCAUUUCCUUAAUUAUUAAUUAAUUUAACAUUACUUUGUGAAUACUCUUCAAUAUUGAACCUGUAUGCUUUGGACAUGUAAUUUACUAUAUGGACAACUAAAAUAUUUUAUUAUUUGAAAAGAUGUCACAUACUACCACAUUUAUUCUAUUAUUAUCCAAUUCCCUAACAAUUUUGUGUUCAAAAUUCUCACUUUUCAGUAUCUUGUGUUUUUUUGUGAAAUGAUGUCCCUAUGUUUACAUGUAUAGUUGCUGGUUUUUAAACAGUCACCUACUAUUAACUGUCUUCUUCGCUUUUGCAUACAUUCCUCUGAUCUUGCUCUUAUUGUUCAUUUCCUGAGCAGGCCUAAAUAAAGCAAGAAGAGGAGAAAAAAAUAUGUAGAAUAUUACACUAACCUUUUUUCCUUUUUCUUUGUGUUUUUUGUGUCUUUUUCAUGCUCUCUCCAACUGGAUCACUUGUUUUGUGCUUCACAAGGUAAGGACUAAUCUUUAUUUGUCUAUUAUUGUGGUUUUGUGAAUCAUGAUUUGUUUAUUUAAAUUUUUUUAACUGACGUUUUAUGUCAUAAAAUCAAAACUGAACAUUUUCUAGGAGACAUCAACUACAUAAACAUGUGAUCUGUUCAUCACACUGCAUGUGCAUUUGUGGUUCAGGUGUUUCCUUUUGUCACCUACAAGUAAUGUCACACAAGUUUAAUGAUAAAAUGUUUGAGCACACUUUGUAUUAAGCAUUUCUUCUACCUGUACUGUUACACAUAAACUACAUACACUGUUAUUGAUGGAUCACAGUAUGUUAUACAUACAGAUGUAUAACAUAGGUUUUGGCUUAUACACAAACAUAGCUUUAGCAAGACAUGAUGCCUCAGUUGUAUGAAAAUCUACUCAAUUGAAGACUUUUGAUAUUUGUGUAAUGGUAAUUUGAAUUAAGAAACAUAUACUGCCUCAGAAAAAUAGUACUAUGUAUCUAUUUCUCACCAGAUUACACUGUGCCACAGUUUCUGAGUUAUAGUAUAUAUUAACUGAAUGAUAAGACAAGAUUGUGUACAAGUCAGAAAGUAAUUUGAACAUUUUAGAUUCCCAAACAUUAGUUUUCCAGCAUAACAUUACAUGUUACAGAAUUUGUUUUUGUAUGUCAGUAAACAAAGCAGCAUAUUAAGUAGUUAACCACUUUUCAGACAAAAAACCAUAAUGAAUGCUGCUGGGUUUUGCUGCAAAAAUUAGAAGCAGAUGCAACAGUCAAAGUCUCCAGAACAAGUCCAAGAUGCUCAGUAAAACAUACAGCUCAGUUCCAUAUAAAACUGCACAAAUUGUACCUGAGACUACUAUUUUUUUAUGACUCUGAUGAUAUUCCACAAUGAUUUUGACUUUGUUUCAUUUAUUACUGUUUACUGAUCUUUAUAGUAUUAUUUUUAAAUGUAGAAACAUUUAAUUUAAUUGUUUUUAAAGGCAUCUUUGCUCUACAGCAGUUCUUUGCAUGUGCCUAAAACUUUUGCACAGUACAGUAUAUCCUAAGAAUCAUAUACGGAAACUGACUUGUCGAGUCAUCUUUUUAAUGUUCAAAUUUUAUCAUAUUAAAACUAAUCUCAUCCAGCAAUGCAGGACUCACUUUGUGAAAUCUCUAUUUAGGAAUCCCAUGGUGAUUAUCUUUCACUAGAUUUCGUAAUUCCCUCAGAUAACACAUGCAAGAAAGUGGAACUAAACAUAAAACCAUGUGGAAUAUAGGUGUUUUGAAUGAAACCAAGGGUCUUCUGCAACAAUUAUCACCAUGAAAGGUGGUAUAUAUAAAAACCAGGGUAAGUGUCUUUGAUAUGAUGAUGAAAAAAUUGACAUGAGUUUGGGGUUGAUAUGGUGCUGAAUAUGUUUCUUCUAAUCAGUGUCACCAACAGUGUGUGCUAAAAUGCACCCCAGACCAUGAUAAAGCAGCCUAACCAGUUACACUUCUGACACACUGCUUCAUUUGUGAACCAAAUCAUCUCGAUUUUGGACUGAUUUUUUACCUGUACUGAUUUUUACUUUCAGGAUAAUUUCUCAUAAGACGUCAUCUAACUGUAAAAAUAUUUGGUUUAGUCAAGUAUUUAGCGAACUAGAUUUAUUUUUUUGUCAUUUGAGUAAACUACAUGUUUAUAAGAUAAGAUUUCUUAUCUCUUCCAAUGAAUUUUGACUUGGACAACUUCAAAAGUCCAGAUCAUUGGGCUAACAAUAUUCUUUUUAAACCAGAGUUACGUUUAUAUAUCUAUUAAAAGGUUGAACAAAUUGUGUGCAGCUGUUAAGGAGAACGCCUGGGUUGAAUAAUUUGCGAUUACAAUCAUUGAGUUGAUUGCAGUCGAUUGCAGUUAAUAGACGAUUCACAAAUAAAAAGAAUACACUUAGGCUUGGUCCAUGCCAGAUUUGGCAUUUAGUAUAUGCUUCAACGGCUGAUAAAUUACUACUACUUCUGUCUGUAUGUCAAUAUAUGUCACUAACUUGACAUAUAUUAUGUCUACAAGCCAUUUCACAAUUUUCAAAAAGAUGUUUUCUUUGUUGCUUCCUAGUGCGAUGUUUUCAGCUUUUCGACUCUAAGUGCCGCUGUUGGUUAAGAAGUGCUGAACGUAGGAGCUGCAGGAGGGAAUAGUGAAUUGAAGAGCUCUGAUAUUGGACAGAAAUACAGUGUUCUCUGAAGCAUAAAAGACUGGGGUCAGCGAUUGCGUUUCUUUUCUCAGAGUCGUUCCUUUAUUGUAGUAGCACUACAGUCUCGUGUAAGGACUGAUUUUAGUUCAAUAUGGCUUCAACGUGUUUCCGCUGUUGUUCUUUCAAUCGUCGACAGAUCAUGUCGGAAAUAAAAUGGGUGACCGUGAUUAUUUUGCUCUUUGUUGACGGAAUGGACGUUGUUUCUUGUCAAGCGAGAUAUUCAAUCCCGGAGGAGACUCCAGAGGGAUCAUCCGUGGGUAACAUCGCGAAGGAUUUGGGAAUACAGAUAAGUAGACUUAUUUCUGGAAAAGCUCGAGUUGUAACGAAGGGCAGCCAGCAAUAUGUCGAACUGAGCAGAGACAAAGGCACCCUCGUAGUGAAGGAGAGGAUAGACCGAGAGGAGCUCUGCAAGCAAACAACGCCCUGCAGCUUCAGCUUUGAUCUAAUCAUGGAAAACCCCAUAGAACUGCAUCGUGUUAUCGUUGAAGUGCAGGAUAUAAAUGACAAUGCACCUUUAUUUCCUAAAGGAACUGUUAAUUUGCACAUUAGCGAAAACACAGAAACUGGGGCACGAUUUCCUUUAGACAGAGCUGUAGAUUUGGAUGUAGGAGUAAAUAGUAUUGAAACCUAUUCUCUCAGACCUAACGAUCAUUUAAAAUUGGUAAUAAAUAAUGACGCUGAUGGGGAUAAACAUGUAGAAAUGAUUUUAGAGCGUGAACUGGACCGAGAAGAACGCGAUGAGCUAAAAUUAGUUCUGACUGCAUAUGAUGGAGGAUCACCUAAAAAAUCAGGUACAAUGCAAAUUCAUAUUUCUGUAUUAGAUGCGAAUGAUAAUAAACCCGUAUGUAAAGAAGCAGUGUAUAAAGCAGAAGUGAAAGAAAAUACUCCAGCUGGUACAGUCGUGACUGCCGUAAGCGCAACUGAUGCUGACAAAGGUGUAAACGGUCUAGUCUCAUAUUCAAUUGCUCAAGCAAGUAAAGAAGCUAGAAAUGUGUUUGACAUAAAUCCGGACACUGGAAUUAUUAAAACGUUAAAUACCUUAGAUUACGAGAAUAAAAGAAAUUAUCAAUUAAAUGUCAACGCAAUGGAUAAAGGAGGUCUUGCCGAUACCUGUAAAAUAAUUAUAGACGUAAUUGAUGAAAAUGAUAAUUCUCCCUUUAUACAGCUUAUGUCAUUUUCAAACAUCAUUGCAGAAAAUUCUCCAAUCGGUACAACCGUGGCUGUAAUUAAUGUAGAAGACGCAGAUUCCGGUAAAAAUGGGCUCGUGCAGUGUAAAAUAAAUGAAAAUAUACCAUUUAAAAUAGAAUCGUCACUUUCUGAUUAUUAUGCAUUAAUUACAGAUGAAACUCUUGAUCGAGAAACUAUUGCUGAAUACAACAUAACCAUUCUGGUAUCCGAUCAAGGAAGUCCUGCACGACACAAUAACAAAACGAUCAAUGUUAAGAUUUCCGAUGUGAAUGAUAAUCCACCCGUAUUCAGUUCUGACGAGUAUAAAACAUUAGUUACUGAAAACAACUCUCCGGGUAUGGCUGUUCUGACUGUAAAAGCAAGCGAUGCUGACUGGGGACCAAAUGCACGGCUGUCGUAUUUUUUAGAGGAUCGUAAUAUACAGGGCAACCCAGUGAGUUCUUUAGUCUCAGUAAAUUCAGAGAGCGGGGUUAUACAUGCAAUCAAGGCCUUUGAUUACGAGCAAAUGAAAACUUUCAGCUUUAAUGUGACAACCCGAGACGGAGGGUCGCCUCCUUUAAGUUCUGAAGUCACAGUGACGAUCAUCGUUGAAGAUCAGAAUGACAACGCUCCUCAGGUUCUCUACCCAGUACAGACUGGUGGCUCUGUGGUGGCUGAGAUUGUGCCUCGUUCAGCAGAUGUCGGCUAUCUGGUCACUAAAGUGGUGGCUGUUGAUGUGGACUCUGGACAGAAUGCCUGGCUCUCCUACAAACUCCAGAAAGCCACAGACAGGGCGCUGUUUGAAGUGGGAGCGCAGAAUGGAGAGAUACAAACUGUUCGCCAGGUCACUGAUAAAGAUGCUGUGAAGCAAAAGCUCACUGUAGUUGUGGAGGAUAACGGACAGCCAUCUCGCUCAGCUGUAGUGAACAUCAAUGUAGCUGUAGCGGACACUUUCCCUGAAGUGCUCUCAGAAUUCACCGACUUUACGCACGCCAAACAAUAUAAUGAUGACCUCACCUUUUAUUUAGUUUUAGCAUUAGCUGCUGUUUCUUUCCUUUUCAUCACAACUGUAGUAGUUAUAAUAUCAGUAAAGAUCUACAGGUGGAGACAAUCGCGCGUCUUCUAUCAGUCCAAUCUCCCAGUUAUUCCGUACUAUCCACCCGGUUACGCAGACACAGGAGUUACUGGAACUCUGCCGCACAUGUAUAAUUAUGAUGCUUGCAUGACCACGGACUCGAGGAAGAGUGGCUGUAAAUAUUCUACACUUGGAGGACAAAGUGUUUUAGUGAUGGACCCGAGUUUUACAGAAACUAUGCAGCGCGCGAUAAGAGAAAAAGAAUUCCAGCAUGACUCAGAGUCAACAGAAGUGCAAAAGCCACCAAACAAUGAUUGGCGCUUACCUCCGAACCAGAGGCCUGGACCUAGUGGCCAGCACAGGUUCCACACCCUGCAGCAGAGAUGGACUCCAUACGAGAAGUCCAGAGCUGGAGCUCGUCCUGAAGAGGCUGGUGCCGGCGCAGUAGUAGGAACAGGACCAUGGCCGAAUCCCCCCACAGAGGCAGAACAGCUCCAGGCUCUGAUGGCUGCUGCGAACGAAGUGAGUGAAGCCACAGCGACUCUCGGUCCUCGCUACAAUGCUCAGUACGUCCCAGACUACCGACAGAACGUUUACAUACCUGGCAGCACCGCUACGCUAACGGCUAACCCACAGCAGCAGAUGCCUCAACAGGCUCUGCCACCUCCUCAGGCCCCGCCCCAGGCCGCUCCCACCGCCGACGUCCCCAAGGCUGCCCCGACCCCGGCCAGCAAGAAGAAGGUCACCAAGAAGGACAAGAAGUAAGGCAGUAGGACAGCGUUAGAUUAGAUUAGAUUAGCAGUGGCACUCUACUGCUCCAAUCCGAGCAUUUCUCGUCUGCGCAUGUUAAACUAGAAUAUUUAAUCAUCUGAAAUUUCUUUAGUGCUGAGACUAAAUUUCAGUUCCGUUUAGUUCUUAGACACGAUGCAAGAAAUUCCCAGCUUUUUUUUGUGUGUGUGCUAGAUUUUGUACCCUAGUGUAAAAACAGAAACGUCAAUAAGAACUUAACAGGACGAGAUGUUUACGUUCGUGUAACAUAGACAAACAAAGUCUGUUCUGUAAUCCUGUUUGAUAGCACUGCUGAAAAAUACACAUUGUCAUGUUUUUUUGUGAUCUUUAUAAAUGCAAAGUAGAUGCUACUUGUUGUGACAAGAACGAAAAUGAAAUGUGUGGUGUAUGGGGGUUUUUGGGGUUUUUGGGGGGGUUUUUGAGGAUAUGCCAUAGCCCUGGGAAAAAGAUUUCAGUUUUCUUCUUGCAUGAUCCACUUUUUAAACCAUAGUAUUGAAAAAAAAACUAUGCAGUGUGGAAAAGAAAAGAUGCGUAAACGUAUGAAGUUAAAUGUAUUUACAGUAAGAGAAGGCAUUUUCCUCAUAAAAACACCAGCAACUGAAAAGUUGGACUGUUUGUAUUGUAGGAAAAAAACAAAAAACAAACGUAAGAUUGGAUUCAGUCUCCGUAAAGUUGUUUAGCGCUACUAAAGCAAUGCUAGCUUAAUGAUAUAUAAUGAUUAUAUAUAAAGUUAUUAUUUAAACACCCACCAACUCCGUAUAGCCGUAUAUCACUCCUAUCGAUUUGCAUUAAAUGAAGUGUUUCCUAGACCUUGGAUAGAGUGGAUGUUUCCCGAGCCUUUGGUCUGUGUUAGCACAUUUUUGGUUGAGCAUGAUCAUUCAAAGUUCUUCGGUUAAAGCCGAUCGAGUUGUGGAAUGAGAACCCUCAAAACUUUGAACAAAUAAAUAAUAUUCACUGGAUUGAUGGAGAUAUGAAGGAGAUAUUUGAUGUGGUAAACAUUGCCAAUUUUACUCUGUGAAACUUCCUGUAAAUACCCCCCCUCCCUGCCAAUUGGUAAGAUCUCGGGGUGUACGUCGCUCUGUUCUAGGCCAAAUUCGACUUUAUUACUCUCCUACUUUCUGUACAAUCCGAAAUCCCAGUGUAAAUAAGACAUGUGACCUGUCUGUACAAACUAGAGCCACAAACAUCAGGCUAGCACAGGAAUGUUUCAGUAUUUUUUAGAAAAAUAUCAUUAAAAAAACAAACAAAAAGAAAACCUAAAAAAAAAAAAAGUGUAGUGCUUUAGAUACAAAAACGCUUCAAACUCACUUACUAACCAAACUGUAAAUACAACCAUGCCAUCUAUGAAGGAAACGCAAUCGUAGCUUAGGCCUUGUGAAAUUUUAAAAAAUGUGCAUAUUUUUGUGUUUAUUUCCUUCUCUUUCACUUUAUUUCUUCCAAGCUAAAAAAAAAAAUACUAAAAAGGUAAUGUGCUUUUAGCGUGCCCUUCCCAUGACAUCUCUCUAUAGUCUUCUGUGUUUGUAAUUACAGUAAGCUGUUAAUGCUACCGGAAUGGCUAUUCCUGUCUGUUUAACUCUAAAUAUAUAUAAAAUAUAAAUGUCUGUCUGCUGCUUGAAUACCUUUCUGUAUUCAACUGUGAUAACUUUCUUUUUUAAUUUUUAUUUUAACCUUUUAGCGCUUCAUGUCCUGCUUUUUAUUCCAUAUGCAGAUAUUUAUAUGGCUGUUGAUUUUGUUUAUGUUCUUGUUUAUUAAUGGGACACUUACAUUUCAAAUAAAAGUUUGUCAGAACUCACAA